Messenger RNA from Gekko japonicus, 2262 nucleotides. Its product is annotated as zinc finger protein 470-like. Lineage: Eukaryota; Metazoa; Chordata; Lepidosauria; Squamata; Gekkonidae. The coding region runs from base 11 to 1390 and encodes 459 amino acids. The transcript has a single exon. Gene Ontology annotation, biological process: regulation of transcription by RNA polymerase II. The record is from RefSeq and is a predicted model, not a curated record. Gene Ontology annotation, molecular function: DNA-binding transcription factor activity, RNA polymerase II-specific; RNA polymerase II cis-regulatory region sequence-specific DNA binding.
AUGGCAAAAAAUGUGUCAAGGAGAUGACAAGAAUGAGUGCACUGCAAGCAGGGAAAAUUUCACUGAAAUAUCAGUUAUUAAUGUUCAACUAAGAAUGUUUAACAGAAAGGAAAUAUACACAUGCCUGGAGGGUGAAAAAAGUUUCAGGCAGAGAGUGCACCAUGCUUCUCACCAAAAUAUUCACGCAGGGAAGAAACCAUAUAAAUGCCUGGAGUGUGCGAAAAGCUUCAGUAGCAGUUCACACCUUUGUGUCCAUCAGAGAAUUCACACAGGGGAGAAACCAUAUAACUGCCUGGAGUGUGGGAAAAGCUUCAGUCAGAGUUCCAGUCUGACUUUCCAUCAAAGAAUUCACACAGGGGAGAAACCAUAUAAAUGCCUGGACUGUGGAAAAAGCUUCCGUUGCAGUUCACACCUUUGUAUUCAUCAGACAAUUCACACAGGGGAGAAACCAUAUACAUGCCUGGAAUGUGGGAAAAGCUUCAGGCAGAGUGCAAGCCUUAUUUCCCACAAAAGGACGCACACGGGGGAGAAACCAUAUAAAUGCCUGGAGUGUGGAAGAAGCUUCAGUCACAGUGGAAGCCUUACUACCCGUCAAAGAAUUCACAUAGGGGAGAAACCAUACAAAUGUUUGGAGUGUGGGAAAGGCUUCAGUGAGCGUGGAAAACUUACUUCCCAUAGAAGAAUUCACACAGGGGAGAAACCAUAUAAAUGCCUGGAGGGUGGAAAAAGCUUCAGGGAGAGUGCAUACCUUAAUUCCCACCAAAGGAUACACACAGGGGAGAAGCCAUAUAAAUGCCUGGAGUGUGGGAAAAGCUACACUGACAGUUCCAGUCUUACCUCCCAUCAAAGAAUUCACACAGGGGAGAAACCAUAUAAAUGCCUGGAGUGUGGGAAAAGCUUUACUGACAGUUCCACUCUUACUUCCCAUCGAAGAAUUCAUUCAGGGGAGAAACCAUAUGAAUGCCUGCAGUGUGGAAAAAAGUUCAGUCAGAGUGCACACCUGACUUCCCAUCAAAGGAUGCACAUAGGGGAUAAGCCAUAUAAAUGCCUAGAGUGUGGGAAAAGUUUUGGAAGAAAAGAUAAUCUCAUCUCCCAUCAAAGAAUUCACACAGGGGAAAAACCAUUCAAAUGCCUGGAGUGUGGGAAAGGCUUCAGCCAGAGUUCCAGUCUUACUUUGCAUCGAAGAAUUCACACAGGUGAGAAACCAUAUAAAUGCCUGGAGUGUGGGAAAAGCUUCAGUCGAAGUGAUGUUCUUAGUCUGCAUCAAAAAAUUCACACUGGAGAGAAACCAUAUAAAUGCCUAGAGUGUGGGAAAAGCUUCAGUCACACUGGAGGCCUUACUUCCCAUCAAAGAAUUCACAAAGGGGAGAAAGCAUAUCAAUACCUCUAGUGUGGGAACAGGUUCAGUCAUAGUGCAUGCCUUACUUUCCACUGAAGGACACACAUGGGAGAAGAAAUAUAAAUGCCUGGAGUGGAAAGUUUAUGUUGGAAUAAUCAGCUUACUUACCACCAAAAAAUUCACACAGGGAAGAAACCAUAGAAAUGCCUGGAGUGUGGGAAAAGGUUCUGUCAGAGGGCACACCUUACUUCCCACCAGAAGUGGAGAGAAAAUCUGCCACAUAUUCAUGAUUUUAAUGAUAUUUAUGAAUAUUUAUGCAUUAUGUAGCUUUAUAGCCUUUGUAAAGUUCAAUUCCUGGGCAGGAAAAGUACCAAAAGUUCAGAACCGCCUCUCAGCCUUGACAGUUUAUUAGUAUAACUGAAGAAAUAGGAGAUCUGUUGCUCGGGAAUUGUGAACAGCUGCUGUCUUGAGUCUUAUAAACUUGAUUUGAAAAUUUAAUGGCAGUUAUCGAGAUGUAUUCUAGUCCAACUAUAGUUACUCCUUUGCACAAUUACUUUAGGGUCCAAUUGUUAACUUUGGAGGGCAAUCACAUCUUCAAGUUCAAAAGUUUUAUUUCUCUUCCUCUGACACCUCCAUCAAACCUGUCGCAUAAGGGUCUGAUCAGGCUUUCCACUGGUGAUGUCCAAUCAGAACAAGACCUUCUGUUGAGUGAGCAUAUCACGUGUGCCGGGCUUCCCAUUGUACAUAGCCUCCUGCCUCUCAGCGUAAAAACUGACUUGCCUGAAUCUUAGAGAAUUGUAAUGCUUCUGUAUUUAGCUAAAUUUGAGAGCUGUCACUAGACCCGAUUUUUUAUUGCAUGCGUUUCUCUGUACUUGUAAUGAUUAACUUUCACCUGUUUGUCAAAUCCUUGCUCAAUACAAAGA